AUGACUCGAAGAUCAACAAUGAGCCCUCAAACUUAUAAAAAUAACAUUACUACAAAAGCUAUGACAUCUAAUGGUUACAAUAAUACCGAGACUCCAAGUAAGGAGUCCAAAAACCAUUCAUCACCUUGUGAGUUAUUCAAGUGUAUGUGUGCUUAGAGUAGCCAUUUUUUAUUCUUUUAUUAUUAUUAUUUAUAUAUAAGAAAUGAUUGUUUAAUAAUCACUAUUAAUUAUAUUAAAAUGAUUGUAUAAUAAUCAUACUAAUUAUAAAGAAAUAUUUUAAAUAAUAAUUUCAAUUUAAACUGACUUUUUUAUAUGCAUUGUCUUCUCUUUAUUAUUAUAUUUUUAUAUUUUAGUUUUUAUAUCUUUAUAAUUAUUUGUAUUUUUAUUUAUUUAUUUAUGCUGUGAUAUAAGAGCUUAUAUUGUAUUUAUAACUCAUAAUCUGUUGUUAUGUGAAUAAAUAUUAUGUGCUUUGUAUACGAAUUUAUUUUUAUAAUAGUUGUAUUUCGUUUGAUUUUGCAUUAUUUGAAUAUUUCUGAUUCUUUUUCAUUAAUGCUAUUAAAAUCAUAAUACUUAUGUUUUUAGCAAUGCCAUGGUUUGGUAUGGAUAUAGGAGGUACAUUGUCUAAAUUAGUGUACUUUGAACCUAAAGAUAUUACAAGAGAUGAGGCAGAUGCAGAAGUUGAAACUUUGAAAAAUAUUCGACGAUAUUUAACAAAAAAUUCAGCAUAUGGGAAAACAGGUCAUAGAGAUACACAUUUGCAAAUGGAUAAUGUAUGUAUCAGAGGUAGACGUGGUACAUUACAUUUUAUUAGAUUUCCUACAAGUGAAAUGGGAAAUUUUUUAGCAUUAGCGAGAUCUAAAGGUAUGGCAAAUCUUGUGACAACAGUCUGUGCUACUGGUGGUGGAGCAUAUAAAUUUGAAAAGAACUUUAAACAAGAAGUAAAUAUGAAUUUAGCAAAAUUUGAUGAAUUAGAUAGUUUAAUACGUGGCAUGCUUUAUAUAGAAACAACAAAUCCACAUGAAUGUUAUUAUUGGUCUUAUCCUACAGAUGAUAGUAAAUGUCAGAAGGUUCCUUAUGAUUUUUCUGAACCUUAUCCCUUUUUGUCUAGGUGGUGGUACGUUUUUAGGAUUAUGUUGUUUAUUAACUGGAUGCAACACUUUUGAAGAGGCAAUAGAAUUAGCAACUGGAGGUGAUAAUACUAAAGUAGAUAAAUUAGUUAAAGAUAUUUAUGGUGGAGAUUAUGGUCCAUUUGGUCUUCCUGGAGAUCUUGUAGCAAGCAGUUUUGGACAGAUGAAUUCUAAAGAUCGACGGAAUGCAGUUAGUAAAGAAGAUCUUGCACGCGCAACACUUGUUACUAUUACAAAUAAUAUUGGUUCUAUCGCGCGUAUGUGUGCUGUGAACGAAAAAAUUGAAAGAGUAGUAUUUGUAGGAAACUUUCUUAGAGUAAAUCCUAUAUCAAUGAAACUUCUGGCCUAUGCUAUGGAUUAUUGGUCUAAAGGAACGAUGAAAGCUUUGUUUUUAGAACAUGAGGUGGAACAUAUGAAAUACUCUUAUAUAAGCUUAAAAAAUUUUAAAGAAUGUAUUUAUCUUUUUUUCUUUUUUAAUUUGUAGGGUUAUUUUGGUGCAGUAGGAUGCCUGCUCCAAUUUAAAGGUGAAACAAACUAAUAUUAUAGAAAGACAAAUAAUAUAUA
Messenger RNA from Heterotrigona itama, 1691 nucleotides. The record is from the annotation of a GenBank genome assembly. NCBI's taxonomy places the organism in Eukaryota, Metazoa, Arthropoda, Insecta, Hymenoptera, Apidae.